AUGGUACCAGGGGGGGGCGAAGAGGGUGCAUCAAUUUUCGACCAGGAUAGCGAGCAAUCGAAGCCUUUGCUGGGAGACGACUACGAUAGGGAUGGCGCAAGCAGUGCCGCCCUGCCCGCCGGUGCCAAGAAGAAGGUAGCGGAAUAUCUGUCCGCUGCGGAAGAAAGCGUGAGCGUUGUGCACCGGGUGCUUCAUGGGCUGUACGGGCACCUCCCCAGGGAGGACGUGCCUCGGAUAGUCUGGCUAUCUUUGACGCUCUUCGCCAUUAUCGGCGGCUUCUGGCUGCUGGACUCGUUGAAAGACACCGUGCUGGAGGGGACCGUGGGGCUCGAGUAUCAGCCGAGAGCCAAGCUGGUGUCGGUGGCGGUGACGCUGCUCCUCGUCAUCCAGUACAACAGGCUGGUGGAUUCCUGCAGCAAGCCCACGCUGUUCUACAUCCUAGGGGCCUGCUACACGCUUCUCUUCCUGCUGGUCAGUUUGGUGCUGCGGACCGCCCCACUCGGCCUGGCCAACUGGGGCACGAGACCCGCUCGGGUGGUCGGGUGGGUGUCGUUCGUGGCGAUCGAGUCGUACGGGUCUCUGGCCGUUGCGCUGUUCUGGGCCUUCACUAACGCCACCGUCGACCUCGAGGCGGCGAAGGCUUCCUACGGGCUGGUGAUCGCCGGGGCUCAGAUCGGAGCCAUUAUAGGGUCGACGGCCGCGACACUGCCCAUGCACAACGAGAGCCUCCACGUGUGGCAUCUCUACGCGGCCGGGGGGCUCUGCCCCGCACUAAUGGCGUUGCUCGUUCGCGGCUAUGUGUUGUUUUUCGGCAACAACCUGCCACGGGAACGCUUGACCAACGUCCAGGGGACCGUUGACAGCGCCCUCAACGGGCUUAAGCUUGUGCUUCGGCACCAGUACGUGGCGCUCCUCUUCGGGAUAAGCUGCCUGUACGAGGUGGUACUGACUAUCUUGGACUACCAAAUGAAGGUUCUGGGCGUGGAAAUGUUCCGCGAAACCGCGGGCGACGAGGCAGACGAGCACAUGGCGAGCCUCAUGGGGCACUUCGGCCAGACGACCAACUCGCUGUCGUUGAUUAUGUCGCUCUUCGGCACGAGCCUCUGCGUGCGCCUGCUCGGGUUGCGGAAAACUCUGAGAAUUUUCCCGACGCUCCUGGUGGUCGCGGUGGUGACGUCGUUCUUCGCCCCGUCGUUGAGCUUCCUCUUCGUGGCCGUCGCCAUUCUCAAGGGGUUAACGUACGCCCUCAACGAGCCGUGCAAGGAGAUGUUAUACCUACCCACGUCCGACGCCAUCAAGUUCAAGGCCAAGGGCUGGAUAGACGUGUUCGGGUCACGGUGUGCCAAGGGGGUGGGCUCCUUCGUGACGCUCAGCAGCCGGGGGGAUCGGCGCAGGCUGGCCACGUACGGGGGCGUCGCGAGCUUCUUGAUCAGCUUGAUACUGCUGGGGGUUUCGUACGUGAUGGGGGGGCAUUUUGACGCUCUCAUAAAGAGCGGGGAGAUCGUCGGGGCCGGGGAGGACGGAGACGAUAGCGGGAACGCGGGUGCGCCUCCGUCACAUCGCGGUGACGGGCUGGGGACAACGGGAGGGGUGGAGUUGCCGCCACCAGCCAGCGGUGAUGAGGCAUCUCGUCAGUGGAGGGGGCGGGGGGCGGGAGCAGGGGGUUGGUCAGAGCGGCCGUCGCUCGGGUCAGAGCGGCCGUCGCUCUCGACACGUCAAACAGUGGACGUGUAG
This is a messenger RNA of Ectocarpus siliculosus, 1734 nucleotides long. The record is from the annotation of a GenBank genome assembly. NCBI's taxonomy places the organism in Eukaryota, Phaeophyceae, Ectocarpales, Ectocarpaceae.